UUGACUUGGGCUGAUAUUGAAGCCUAGCUGUGUUAUUUUUCCACUGUUGUUAAUAACGCUGAAAGAACUUAUACCAAUGAUCAUUAGCUCCCAGGACACCAGCUGUGUCAGGGCAGACAAAGAGAGGAAUUGUGGGAAAGACAGAACCUUGUGGUUUGGAAUUUAGGCAACAGAAGCAUUUCUUGAAAGAAUGCGGUGGCUCUUGGACAGCAGCUGGAGUAAAUUUGGACAUGCAGGCAGGGGCACCUAUGAGUGGAUGACUAGUGAACCUGGACUACCACUUGUGGAAACAAAGUUGCAGAGCAAGCAUCCUAAUCAAAUAAAUUCCACCAAAGAAGACUUACAGCCAUUCUUGUGCAUCAUACUUCCAACAACAGCAUUGCUGGUGAUAGGGUUCUUUGUACUGUUCCUCUAUCGGAGAUGCCGACGCAAGAUCCCAAAUCAAGGUCAAAUAUUUGCCAUAAGUCUGCAGGAGAAUGUACAAGAUAGAGAAAUGGACUUCUUCUCCAACAUGCCCUGGAGUACAGAGCCUUUUCAGUAUUGUACAUUGAUACCAGAUGCCUCAUUUCUAACCAUAUGCUUGCCCCCUCCUUAUGAGGAGGCAAUACUGAAAACAUCUAGUGACUCCUGUAUUAGUAUCUAUCAAGACCCAGUGCCUCCAUAUGAAGAAAGACCUCGCAGGUGUAGCAAAUAAUGUUAAGAAUUUGGACUGUGUACAGUACACUUUGCAAGAGGACUUCGGCUGGACCUAGAAGUCCUAGAACAAAAACAAUAUGUAGCAGCUUCCAAUGUAAGGGCUUUUUACAACAUAGAUUGCACAAAUAUAAUGUUUUAUACUGUAUAAAAAUAGCAACAAUAGGAGUAAGGAGGCAGAUUGCAAUAUUUAUGCUGGCCUAUUAUAAACAUACCAUCUCUGCAUACUGUACAUGAGGGCUCAUUUACUAUCGCUGCAUUUUUGCUGCAACUAUCCAAUAAUUAGCAUAUCUCUAUCUAGACUCUAGAGCAUGUUAGAUAAUGUAAGUACAUAUUUGGUAUCAGUGCAUAUGUUUAAACCUAAAUACAGUGUUAGUAAAUCAGUCCUUUUGUAUUUAACAUUGGCUGGGCAAUGCAGCAUAUAUAUAGAUCUAAUGUAAGGAUUGCACUUUUAUAUGUUUUAUUUAUUCUUCAAUAACAUUGAUAUCAUACUCCGUAGUGCGCAGAAUAUCACAGCAUCCAUGAACCACAAAACGUACAAUCUGUUUAUCAUGCUUGGUCAGAGCAUGCCCAGCCAUUACACUGGGUAUGCGGCUAAGUAAGGUGCAAGAGUGAGGAGGGUGUCAGGUAGCCAUAGAGUAACACCGCUAAUCAGUCAGCUUUGUGGUCCCAGGGAUACCAUGCCAUACCCUGCAACUGUACAUUUUUGACCGUUUUUUUAAUGGUCUGUACCUGCCAAAAAGAGGCUUUGUACCGGGUUUUGACCUCUCCCAAUACUAUACAUUCCUAUGGCAGCGUCACGAGGCCAUGCCCCCUUUACCAGUGGCCACACCUUUACGAAUUUGUACCGGUUUUAGGCACAGCAGUGUUGGAGGGUAUGUCAUGCUGUGCGGGCCGGGCCCCAGGAAUUAUGAGCACUACACAGAUAGCAUUGUGCAGGCAGUUGGGUGAACAGCCCUGGGGUCCUUGCUAGUGUCCUACUCCUUAUGAUUACGAGGGAAGCACUAUACUGUCAGAAGCCAGCCAGAAGCUCAGAGAGUCCCUGCUGCAUAAAGGAAAGAGCAGCCGGCCUCCCCUACAGUGACGAAAACGGAGACAUGGUUUGCGGUCAUGGCAUUCUGCAAAGCCACACCCAUUUCAUUUAGGCCAUGCCCUCAUUCUGGGCGCACAUGCCUUCAGCGCACAAAAGAGGCCCAAACUUGGACUUCUCAAAGUUGGGAGGUAUGAUUCACACACGGCUGUAAGUGCCUGCUCAGGGGUCCACUCACCCACUAUCUCCCUGUAACCCCUGCCUCCCCAGUCACCUACUAUCUCCCUGUAACCUUGUAGGUACUAUUGUGUGGCCAUGCCCCUUUCUUGUGAGACCAGAACCCUUUUUGCUGAGGUCCAUUUAAAAGGUUUAUCCCAUCAAUGGGAGCCAAAAUCUAUAUUCACUUACCAAAAUAAUUAAGCUUGGGCUAGCCCUGUGCCUGGUCAGUGGAAAAUGAAGAUAAUUGCCUUGGGAAGUACUACCCCUGCAUCAUACUUUUACUAAUGCACAAGAGUUCUUGUUACGUUACUUGUAGGACUUUGACAUCCUAAUCUCAGUGUUUACGCAACUGGAAUUGUACAGUUUUCCAAUAACUCGGCUUUAACCAAAUAAAGAAGAUAUUGUUAAC
Molecule: messenger RNA, 2351 nt
Organism: Pseudophryne corroboree (corroboree frog)
Lineage: Eukaryota; Metazoa; Chordata; Amphibia; Anura; Myobatrachidae
Gene: SMIM28
Product: small integral membrane protein 28
Exons: 2
Coding region: 191-694 (167 amino acids)
Source: RefSeq, a predicted model, not a curated record